Entrophospora candida is the source of this 857-nucleotide messenger RNA. The record is from the annotation of a GenBank genome assembly. NCBI's taxonomy places the organism in Eukaryota, Fungi, Glomeromycota, Glomeromycetes, Entrophosporales, Entrophosporaceae.
AACUUAUUCAUACAAAACGUCAUCUUUCAUUUCUUGAACAUGAGGUAGAAAGAUUAAAGAGAUCUAGGAAUGAUAACUCACAAAUUGAUACAAUUAUUUUAAAUGAUGAAGAGAUUCUAAAUAAAGAAAAAGUAUUUGAAGGAAUAGAAUCAACUGAUAUACCACAAUUUAGCAUUACAUUUCCAGUAAAUAAUAGUGAAAACCAACACACUGAUCAAAUUAAAUCUUUUUUAGAAUUGUUAAUCCCACAUACUCCUUAUGAAUUUCAUGAUACAAGAAAUUCUCCAAUAAAUGAUCCAACUGCAAAGAUAGAUUUUAUAAUUGUAUGCAAAAAUGGACAACGUUUGUGGACUGAAUUAGUAAUAGUAAUUGAGGGUAAGGGUGACAUAAACAAUACAACAAGUCAUAAAGAAGCAAUUGGUCAAGUUUGUGAUAGGCAUAUGGAAAUUUUGAAACAGCAACGUCAGAGGAAAUUUGUUUUUGGAAUUGCAUUGGAUUGUAGACAAAUGGAAAUCAUCAAGACAAUUCAUCUUCUUCAUCAUGAACAAGGAAUGUUGAAUAGGUUGACACAUUCAUAUAUCAUUGAAUUAUGUGCAUUGGAUAAGAUUCAAGAUAAUUAUCAAAAAUAUGACCAGUUGGUGAAAUGGAUUCAGCAAGUAGAUGUUGGUUUUCAAUAUGCACAUUCACAAGGAAUAUUGUAUAGAGAUUGUUCAAUUGAUAACUUAAUUAUUGAUACUAAUGAUAAUGUGAGAAUUAUUGACUGGGGCAUAUCUUGCAGGAAAGAAAACAACUCUCAAAAAUCAUUUACAGGAAAACCUGUAUAUAAAACUUUAACUAACCUGAGUAGAAAUUCGUAA